Botrytis deweyae is the source of this 2240-nucleotide messenger RNA. RefSeq lists its product as uncharacterized. NCBI's taxonomy places the organism in Eukaryota, Fungi, Ascomycota, Leotiomycetes, Helotiales, Sclerotiniaceae. The record is from RefSeq and is a predicted model, not a curated record. The coding region runs from base 467 to 985 and encodes 172 amino acids. The transcript has 2 exons.
AUUGUGACCUCGACUUCUCUUCACGAUGAGAUGGUUCGAUUAUUGAUUUGUUUGUUUGCUUGUAUGUUUGUUAAUUUUCCACGAGAAUUCCUACUAUGAUGUUCACCGAAAAGAUACGAAAAGAUACUCGAAGCUCUUCACACCUCAGCUCUUUAUACCUUGGUAUAUACGAUGGUAUACAUCUCAUCACGAGUUAUCCAUCCAUACCCAGGUACACAUAUACAUAUCCUUACACCGAGAUUGAGAUGGCAAUGCCGAUGCUAUUCGUAUGCGUAAUUCAUUCAACCGUCAGACCGCCAGUCAACAGUCAUACCAAACCCCCCAGACUCAAUAUUUGACUCAUCGUCUUAUCGAUAUCAAACGAAAUACCUGGGUACCUAGGCAAAAGGGCAAAAACAAACCAAGAAACCUCACCUGUCACCUCAGCUGAAAACAUGGAAGCCUCGAAAACAAUCAACCCGGAUUCAUGCAAGGCAUCAAUAAUCAAUCAUCACUCAUCAUUCACGUCACCUUCUUGGAACCGUUUUCCCCAUCUUCUCGUAUCCUCUCGUAUCGUAUGUACCGUUCUACCAUCCAGAACUUUCCGCAAAUCUCCAUCCCUCUUGUUUGUCUUUCCUGCCUGUUUCAAAAAAUGCCCGAUGGAAAGCCACAAGGGAAAAUGAGGGAGGGGCCCGAAGGAAAACGAAUGGCUGUGCUCUCUCGUACUUCCAAGCUUCACCAGUGCCUCCACAUCCUUUCUACCUUCUUUCUACAUUCGAUCAAUUCUUCUGGGCUGUGUCAAACAAAGCAAUGCAUCAUAGGAAAUACUCCAUUUCCACUUCCCGAUCAUGACUGCUCCGCCGACGGGAGCCUUGAGCUUAUUUCCUUUAAUUUCCCUUUUCACGGUAUUCCAUAUCCGAGUUUCAAGGCCGACGUCACCAUCCAACCUCGAUUCCUCUCAUGGUACUUGGAUGAAACUAUUCACCGAACUGUCAUUGUCCAUUAGCUUGGUGACUCAUGGGAUUGAAAUGUCCAUUUUGAGUCAAAUACCUCAUCCAAAGGCAGCCACCCAUUGGGUAGAUGGUUCAAACUGUCUCCGUCCUCAACAGGUAGAGUGGGCAAUGUCCUUGUUGGGCUUCUCUGUCAAUGAUUUUGCCUUCUUUUGGAAAGCUGCUGUGUACAACAGGUAACAAUUGAAUGAUUUCAUUAGUCAAUUUCUCUGUUUCUCUUGCAUCUAUAUAAUAAGUAUGAUGUUUCUCUUUUUGUUUGCUUUUUCAUUUGGUCAAGAUUAACCAUUAGUUUGAUUAUACGGAAUUUGAAACAAUACUACAAUACUCCAUUCUACGCCCUAUACACCUCAUACGCCCCAUACGCCCUUCUACGAUACAACAAAGUCAAACUUUCGCCUCGCACAUCAAGUACAUAAAGAUUCCGAAAGUACCUAUCCGAAGAACCUCAAAUGUCAUACACUGGCUCUCGUGGAUACACAUACACACAAAGAACUACUGUCAUACAUCAUCGGGAAUCUUCCCCAAGAGAUUCGCAACACUCGUACGAAACUCGUUCAUCUGAUUAUUACUCCGGAUCAAACUCAAAUAUGUCGGGACGUUCUUCAAGCAGUGGGCAAGGUUAUGGAUCUAGAGGAAGUGGUGGAGAACAAAGUGUGAAAUAUAGAGAUUCUGCUGCAGAUAAGAAAUAUAUUGAAGGAAAAACAUCAAGAAGUGGACACAACCAUGUCAUCAAUCAUGGAGAUAGUCAUAAACACUACGAUCCUGCAGAACCGAGGGCAGGUGAAGGCAGAGAGAGUGAUUAUAAUUCAGCACGUUAUGAGAGACAUGAAAGAGAGAAAUUGCGAACAUCGGUAUCUCGUCGUUGAGUAGAAUGACCUUAGGUGCAUGAGUGGCGAUUUGGAGUGAGGCGGGAAAAUGAGGCUAAGCGACGCCACGGUGAAGGCUACAAGGCGGAUUGUUUUAGGGGUUAGUGAGAUGAUGGGGGGGUUCCAUUAUGGUUUGUACCUUUGGUAUUGAUGGGGAUACUGUUUCUACAAUUGGUAUGUGUAUGGAUAUGGGAAUAGGCAUAGAUGGCGUUAAGAGAGAUUUGAAUGGAUAUAGUUCUUGAUUGGGAUUGCGGGGUAUUUGUACGAGUUUGGGGUGGGAUAUAUGGGAUGGGAUAAGAUGGUUUACACUCAUGUAGUUUUUUUAUUUAGGGAUGGAAUGGAGAAUCGGAGGAUAGAGAUGUUUAUCUAGGUAUUGAACAUAUCA